AGCAAAACAACAGAUCUGGAGGCGGAAGUUUCAGCGAAGGAAGGAAGGAAGGAAGGAAGGAAGUUUCAGCUGAAGGGCAAUGCUUUAUGAUGUGCUGAAAACAGUCAAGCCUUCAUCCCCUCGUCUCUCAUCUCCAUGCCUGGGGAGCUGCAGAGCCUGAAGCUGCGGAGCACCUGCUGUAUAAUCUUGCCUCCUUGUUUAUAGCGCCCCCUCCCUCUCACACCCCUCAGAAUGGAGGUUGUGGUGGCCAAGCUGCUGUGCCUUAUUGGCGUGUUUGUGCUCAUGAUUCUGGGCUCGCUGGUGCCGGUACGGAUGAUCCCAGUGGACUGUGAGAAACCCCAGCGCUCCCGGAAGAUCCUGGCUCUAUGCAACUCCUUCGGAGGGGGUGUCUUCCUGGCCACCUGCUUCAACGCACUGCUUCCAGCCGUGCGAGAAAGGGUGGCGGAGGUGCUGAAGCUCUUGAGCGUGCAGACGGACUACCCACUGGCAGAGACCAUGAUGAUGCUGGGCUUCUUCCUGACGGUGUUUGUAGAGCAGGCUGUGCUGACCUUCCGCAAAGAAAAGCCGUCUUUCAUAGACCUGGAGACCUUCAACGCCGGCGGCUCGGAGGCAGGCAGUGACUCGGAGUACGAUAGCCCCUUCAUCGCCAACUCCCGUGGAGACCACCGCGGCCACGGCCACCUGCUCCCCUCUGAGCUGACCCGCGCUGGACCACUUCGCCUGGCCAGCCUGGUCUUUGCCCUGUCCGCCCACUCCGUCUUCGAGGGGCUGGCCCUGGGGCUGCAGGAGGAAGGGCCCAAGCUGUUCAGCCUCUUCCUGGGCGUGGCCAUCCAUGAGACCCUGGCGGCCGUGGCCCUAGGCGUCAGCAUUGCCAAGGCUGUUCUGCCCAUGAGGGACGCAGCCAAACUGGCCACUGUAGUCAGCCUGAUGAUCCCCCUUGGCGCCGCAGUGGGCAUGGGCAUUGAGAGCGCCCAGAACCUGGCGGGCAGCAUCGUAUCGGUGGUACUGCAGGGCGUGGCGGCCGGCACUUUCGUCUUCGUGACGUUCCUUGAGAUCUUAGCCCGCGAGCUGGAGGACAAUCAAGACCGGCUCCUCAAGGUGCUGUUUCUCAUCCUGGGCUACGCAGUGCUGGCUGGCCUGGUCUUUGUCCAGUGGUAAGGCGAAGGACCAGUAUGUUUAUUUGUGGAACAUGAGACACCAGUACUGGCAAGGUGUUCCUUGAGACCCGGUGUCAGCUCAGAACAGUGAUCUCAGUGCUGUUUGCAAACCAUCCUGUACCAGGUGUGGCUGAUGGCAGUAAUCUAUCCCUUGCAGAGGAUGCAUAUCUCCCCUGAUAGUUGAGGUGUCAUAAAUGCACAUUGCACUUAAAUUUCUGUAUUGCAACCCCAGGGGCUGAUUAAAUGCAUUCCAUAGUGUACAGUGUACCGAAAUUUUAAGAACAACAUCCAGGCAGUUGAAACUUGUUACGGACAUUCAUUAGUGCAAAAUAAAUCUUGAAAGUAUUAUAGUCUAAGACUUUCAUACUUGAGUUACAUUUUGUUGUGGGCCACCUUUAGGAACUGCAUGACAAGUCUGCAGACUGUGUGUAUUAUCAUACCAUAGUUAUUGUCUUAAACCAUUUUUAAUAUAAACUUGCAUGAACAAUAGGGUCAACAAUCCACUAACACCUACAACAAAGCAACACAGUCAACUGACUGUUAAAUCAUUUCAAAAAACGGUACGCUUGCAUGGAAACCCAAGCCAUUUUCAACCCAUUUUAAAUAUAAUAUAUUUUAAUUCAUGCUGUGAGUGUUGGGAUUAGGACAGUAGCCCCGUGGUGUUCCAGUACUCACUAACUGUUUUUUUGUCUUGUGAUUAGUUACGCAAGUGAAGGUGAUGGUAAGUCACCUGGUAAGUGGAGCACUGCACUCCUUCCCUGACACAAAUAGCAGAAUUUCAGAAGGCAGGGUGUGUUCAUCUUUCGCCGCUCCCGAGUCAGCGCAGGGGUGGUAGCAGUGAGCUGAGCCUAAAAAUAAUUGGAUAUGCCAAAUUGGGA
Messenger RNA from Polyodon spathula (Mississippi paddlefish), 2035 nucleotides. Its product is annotated as zinc transporter ZIP3-like. The transcript is spliced from 3 exons. Gene Ontology annotation, cellular component: plasma membrane. Gene Ontology annotation, biological process: zinc ion transmembrane transport. Gene Ontology annotation, molecular function: zinc ion transmembrane transporter activity. Bases 232 to 1158 code for a protein of 308 amino acids. Lineage: Eukaryota; Metazoa; Chordata; Actinopteri; Acipenseriformes; Polyodontidae. The record is from RefSeq and is a predicted model, not a curated record.